Molecule: messenger RNA, 1900 nt
Organism: Aegilops tauschii subsp. strangulata
Lineage: Eukaryota; Viridiplantae; Streptophyta; Magnoliopsida; Poales; Poaceae
Source: RefSeq, a predicted model, not a curated record
AUGGCCCCCGUGAGCUUCCCCCUUCCUCCGCUCUCCCUCGCCCCUCCGCCGCGCGUGCGCCCACGACCGCGCCCACGCGUCGUCCAGCGGCCGCCCUGGCCCCCGUGCCGAACCCCGUCGCCGUACGCCGCGGCCCCUGCUGCAUCUGCGCCGCCCCGCCGCGCGCAGUGCGCGCCCGCACGCGCCUGCGCACCCGGCGCCCGCCUAGGGUCACCCAGGGUGUGCGCGGCACCGCGCUGCUCGCCCGUGACGGCCGCGUCCCGCUCCCCUGCUCUACUGCUGCUGCCUUGCUUGCUCCGCCGCCUGCUCCCCGGCCACACCCCCGACAGCCCAGCGCCGCUCGCGCAACCCCGCACCCGCGCUCGGCCCGCCGCAGUCGCCGGCGUCCCGCCGCCCGUGCACACCACUGCGCCCUCGCACGCCCGCCCUUCGCUGCCUGGCCAGCGCCCGCCCAGUCGCCCCGCGUCCGCCUGCGUGUGUGGCGGCGCCACGCGCGCCGGGCCAUUUCCUGCUGGAUUGCUCGCAAUACGUACAGAUAACCAAGAGCUGCACCGGCCGGUCAUCUCGGCUCACCGUGGCGGUGAUCUUGGAGGUCGAUGGCCAUGGGAGGAAUGCUGGUUGCCGUCGUGGUCGUGGCGGGGCUGCUCCUGCACGCCGCCGUCGUGGUCGUGGCGGGGCUGCUCCGUGGCCGAGGCGCAGACCCUCAGGGUUGGGUACUACGACCAGACGUGCAAUAGAGUCGAGAGCAUCGUGUUCGAGGAGGUCCAGAAGGCGUGGAACGCGGACAGGAGCAUGCCGGCGGCCCUGCUCCGGCUGCACUUCCACGACUGCUUCGUCAAUGGGUGCGACGGGUCGGUGCUGCUGGAGUCCGGCGACAACCAGGCGGAGAAGAACGCGCCGCCGAACCAGAGCCUGCGCGGGUUCGAGGUGAUCGACAGGGCCAAGGCGAGGAUCGAGGCCGUUUGCAAGGAGACGGUGUCGUGCGCCGACAUCCUCGCCUACGCCGCCAGGGACAGCGUCAGGGUCGCGACCGGCGGGUACGAGUACAAGGUCCCCGGCGGGAGGCCGGACGGCACGGUGUCGCGGGCGAGCAUGGCCAACAGCGACCUCCCGCCUCACAAGCAGCGGAACGUGGACCUGCUGGCGCAGUACUUCUCCAGGAAGGGCCUCUCCAUGGACGACGUGGUCGUGCUGUCGGGCGCGCACACGCUGGGGGUGACGCGGUGCGGCACGUUUGACUACCGGCUGAUGAGCGACCAGGACAAGGGCAUGAACGCGACGUUCAGGAACGAGCUGAGGCGGCAGUGCGGCUACGACGCGAACAGGGUGGUGUCCCUCGACGCCGGCAGCCCCUACGGGUUCGACACCAGCUACUACGCAACGUGCUGGCCAACCGCACCGUGCUCGAGUCCGACGCCGCGCUCAACUCGCCCCGGACCGUGGCCAGGUCAGGGAGCUCAGGGCCGCCGCCCCGCCCGCCUUCUUCGGCAGCUUCGCGGUUGCCAUGGGGAGAAUGGGCGCCAUCCGCGGCGGCAACCCGGGAAAGGUCCGCGUUAACUGCAGGAGGGUCAGGACGUGAUCGACGUGCGUGCGCGGCGGCUUGGCCAUUGAAUUGUUUCGUGAUUGUUGAUCGGUUUGAUGAUUAGCAUCGUAGCAACAUGUGAACAUCGGUUGCUCCGGGUUCGGGCAUUCGUUCAGUUCAGUACGUGUAACAUUGUUGUUCCUUGGGCGAGGCUAAUUCGUGCCCUUCGUGCCGUCAUGUUUCUUUUCUUGCGAAGACGUGUUAUUCAAAUUUGAAAAUAUGCCGAAUUUGUUUGACCAAAAGAACAAUAAGUGGUUUCAAUUCAUGGUUAUUCAAUGUUUUUUUCUUCAAAGUUUGCAAAUAUUCUGUUAAGGCAUC